This is a messenger RNA of Melanotaenia boesemani (Boeseman's rainbowfish), 1105 nucleotides long. RefSeq names its product ninjurin-2-like. Gene Ontology annotation, cellular component: membrane. Gene Ontology annotation, biological process: tissue regeneration; cell adhesion. The transcript is spliced from 4 exons. The coding region runs from base 146 to 625 and encodes 159 amino acids. The record is from RefSeq and is a predicted model, not a curated record. NCBI's taxonomy places the organism in Eukaryota, Metazoa, Chordata, Actinopteri, Atheriniformes, Melanotaeniidae.
UUUGCCUGGUGCUUGGUGCCUAGUGUCCAGGAUAACCUCUUUUCAUAAGGACCACUGCCAUCCCUGUAUUAGCAUUUUCACUGCUGUGAGGGCAACAUUCAAGUGUGUGUGCUGUAUUGCUUGAUUGCUCGCUUCGGGCCUCAUUAUGCAGGGACUGGGGAAAACAGAGAGAGGAGAGCAGGGCCGAGACAUCGACCUGACAUCGCUGAGGUCCACCAUGCCUGCCAGCGGCCCUCUGCAGGGAGGUUCAACCUCUAACUUGAACAUGAACCUGUACGCCACAAAGAAGACCGCAGCUGAAGGCAUGUUGGACAUUGCUCUGUUCCUGGCGAACAUCACACACAUGAAGACUGUUAUCGAGCAGGGAGCUGGAUACAGGUACUACGCUGCCGUCCUGACACUCAUUUCCUUCUCCCUGGCUCUUCAGAUAGUGGCUGGAGUCCUGAUCAUCAUAAUUGCCCGCAGGGACCUGAAUGUGGUGUCCAAUCAGAAGCGACUCGACUACCUGAACAACGUCACUACAGGCGUCAUCUUUGUGACCACGGUGAUCAACUUCUUCGUUAGCUUCUUCGGAUCCAAGAGGACUGGCUUCUUCCGCUGGCUGCUGGCUCGACUCCACUUCUGACACACACAAGACCUCAAAUGCACUCAAAUCCCACAUGCACACAGUGCAACACAUAUGCACUGAACAACACACACUUCAUACCAAAAUGUAAUCUGCACACACUUUUGAGUGCCACAUUUAUCAAAAAGAUUCAAGUAUUUUUUUGGCAAAGUACAGACAAUUCACACAUGCGCAAAUAUUGCAUCUUUUUUGCUAUUCUUGCUUUGAAUUAUAUAAUAAUCAAACUAAAAUAUGUUUACUUUAACCAGCUGCAAAGUAAAUGUUUUUUUCUUUUGCUUCUGCAAAAUUGCUUAUGUUUUUCAUUUUAUCUGUUCCAAUUUCAUACAUGUUUUACACAUUUACUUUUUUUGUAAAAUGAUUAAACUUGUCCCUUUUUAAGUACUAAAGUCUCAAAUUUAAUAUUCACCAAAUGUGGUUUAAAGGUGACAUAAGCUGAAUAAAUUUUGUAGUUUAACAGAAGCAUAUGCUGUACUUGUUGAG